AUGUUGGCUCGUACUAUCCAGCGAUUCUCGACCGUUGCUCGCAGAGGCUACGCCGCCGCCGCUGCUGCUCCAGCCAAGAACGCCAAUCCAGAAGAGCUUCGUCUUACCUUCGCUUCUCCAGACACUGCUUUUUUCUCUAAUGAGGUCGUCAAGCAGGUUGAUGUCCCAACUUUGGCUGGAGUUGUUGGUGUUCUCGCUAACCACGUCCCAACCAUCGGAGUCUUGAAGCCAGGAGUUGUUCAGGUCACCAAGAGCGACGGAAACGUUGAGCGCGUUUUCGUUUCCUCUGGAACCCUUUCGGUCAACAUUGACGGAUCGUGCCAAGUUCUUGCUGAGGAGGUUGUAAAGAUUGAAGAUAUCGAUGAAUCGGUUGCUCGCGCUGAAUUGGACGCGGCUCAAAGACAAUCUGGAGAAGGAAGCGAAGCCGCUCGUGCUGAAGCUCAAAUCCGUGCUGAGGUUGCCGAAGCUUUGAUCAAGGCCGCCACCAACCAGCAAUAA
Messenger RNA from Caenorhabditis bovis, 498 nucleotides. The record is from the annotation of a GenBank genome assembly. NCBI's taxonomy places the organism in Eukaryota, Metazoa, Nematoda, Chromadorea, Rhabditida, Rhabditidae.